Molecule: messenger RNA, 532 nt
Organism: Aspergillus versicolor CBS 583.65
Lineage: Eukaryota; Fungi; Ascomycota; Eurotiomycetes; Eurotiales; Aspergillaceae
Product: DUF4267 domain-containing protein
Exons: 2
Coding region: 88-453 (121 amino acids)
Source: RefSeq, a predicted model, not a curated record
GCCCAGACAAACACAUUCAUAAGGACAGUCUGGACGAAAUAAAAACACUGCCUGAACUAUUCUCCACCCGUGUUUGAUACUUGAGUCAUGGCUCUAGGAAUAGUCGCUGACGCGUUUGCUCGCUUUAUCGGCGUUGCGCUUGUUACAUCUGGCCCGAUCUGGCUUUAUGACCCAGUCAAAUCUGUCCCUGUCUUCGGUCUACCCCGUACGAGCCCCGAUAUAGCGACGUUCGUCCCAUCCCUCGGCGGGCGAAACAUGGCCGCAGGCGCGAUUGUCCUCGUCUCCAGCUACCACGCUCCGAGAACGCUCACUGGUAUCUUUCUUGCGUUUAUUGCAACUGGGGCGGGUUGGUCGGAUACAGCAGUGUGCCUGGCGAAAGGGAAAGGGCACAAGAGACAUCUGUUGAACAUAGGGAUUAUAUACAGCGUCGCCACAAUGCUUAUCAUGGCAUGAGCUGGUUGCUGCUGAACGGUGACGGAUGGGGUUUUCUUUGCAUUAGAAUGGGUAUUGGAGAUGUUCCUUUCACCUUGCC